Molecule: messenger RNA, 378 nt
Organism: Microthlaspi erraticum
Lineage: Eukaryota; Viridiplantae; Streptophyta; Magnoliopsida; Brassicales; Brassicaceae
Source: the annotation of a GenBank genome assembly
AUGAAAUGGUAUAUACAAGGGUUGGUGUUUGGAUACCUCAGUGCCCCCCAAAGAACUGGGAGGACUAGGUCGUGGUCUGGAGAUGGGAGACGGCCAUCAGGAGCACUCCAUCAACUGGGGGCUCACUCGAUCGAGCUUGCGGCUCCUCUUCUCCUCUUCUUCAUUCAAAGUGUUGGAUCGUACUCAAAUCCCGGAUCUCAAACUGGGCUCCUCCAGGUCAACUCGACCGUCAGCUCGAUCGAGUUGAGUUUCCUCUGUUUGGACUCGAUCGAGUCCGGUGGUCGAGCUGGAGCGUCUGGCCUUGGAAGUCUUCCUCCUUCUCUGCGAGUUGUCUUCUUAAGCCCUAAAGGGAACUACUCACUAAUCAUGGUGAAAUAA